Closterium sp. NIES-67 is the source of this 1115-nucleotide messenger RNA. The record is from the annotation of a GenBank genome assembly. NCBI's taxonomy places the organism in Eukaryota, Viridiplantae, Streptophyta, Zygnematophyceae, Desmidiales, Closteriaceae.
GCUGAGAACCCAGCCACUUCUGCUCCAACGAAUGCAUAAAGCAGAGCCCUGUUCUGCUCGUUACAUCACACAAGCACGUGAACACACAUUGCCCAGAAACACCCGAUCCUUCUGCUUCUCUCUUCCGCCGAGUAGUCCUCUCAAAAACUUCGAGGUCCUCUCCCUCUUCACUCGUUCCGUCGAGAAAUUAUCUCGCUCCCUCUUUUCCAAGCCGCGCGAGGCAUGGCAUCGUGGUGGAACCAGCUGGCGAUUCUCGGAAUUUGCGCGCUGAUCGCGGUGCUCGUCGCGCCGGCGGCGGCGAAGCGGCCCAGCAAGGAGGAGGUGAUCGCAGAGGUGAAGAGCGCGCGCGACGCACUCAAGAACCCCGCGAUUUCCAGCAAAUACCGAAUAACCACCACCUUCCUCGACCACUUCAUCCCGAAAUUGGGCCAUGCUCUUCCCGCGGACGACGCGCUGCUCACCUCCGACUCCGCCGGCGCGGGCGUGAGCAUGAUGCUGAACCCGAACGCGGACCUGGAGGACGCCAAAGGGUACUGGAACUGGCUGCGCGCCAACAUGGUGGACGGGCUCUACUCGGAGCAGGAGAUGAGCGACGCGCGUGAGCUCAAGGACGUCAAUGGCCGCAAGAUGAGCAAGAGUGAGGACGCCGCCGCCGCCGCGUCGGCGAAUCUGAGGGGGGGGAGGAAGAUGCGGUUCGGGAAGGCCAACGCGCAGAUUAACGACCCUGAGAUUUUCAAAGGGACGUUUCUGAUCGUUCAUGGUGUGGACGCUCUGCAGUCGCCGUACUGACCCGCCUGCCGGAUCAAAGCGUUUGUGCGAAAAGAAGCUCGUCUGGCUGAUCAGCUUCGUAGGCCCUACGACUAUUGGAGAAAAUCUCGCGAAUCCCGUUCCGCAGCGAAAAUUGGAAUAUAAUCGGACGCGCGAGACGGGAUUCGUGAGAUUCGCGAGAUUCUCUCCAUCUAUUGUGUGUUUCCUUGGCGCUCUCAUGUGUCUAGAUUACGCGUUCCUGGGUAGAGCUAUCUGGGUGGAGCAACGCAUUAGUGUGAUGGUGCUUGGCUGGAGGCUCCGGCUAGGAUGGGGUUUACGGAGGGGGGGGUAGUAGAUUGGAGAAAUGC